AUGCUGAACAGAUCGCUCCGGCAUUCUACACAGCCCAGACGUGGUUUUAUCUGCCUAUCUUGCCUAGUUGUCGAUGCUGGCCGUCUCCAUCAUAUAGCUCAAUCUUCCCGUCGUUCUCUCACGACCGUCCCUGCGGAGUCAGAAUCAUCAACUCCCUCUAUUUCCCAGUCUGGUGACAUAACGACCUCCCUAUUAACCAAGAGUUUCCAUGCUCCACAACCCCCCUUUGGCAUACCUCCGGUGAGUGGUUUCCUCCAGCGUCAGAGUGCCCAUGUGUCUAUCCCCGUUUUGAUGUCGGGCCAUGUACUUGCUACCUUAGACGCGACCCUGUUGUCACGUAAAACUGAACUGAAAAAUGCUAAUAUCUCGUUGGUUUGGAAGACCACACCGGGAGCCGGCAAGCCCCCGAAGAAGUCACAGCUCUCAAAGAAGUCACAGCCGUCGAAGAAGUCACAGCCCCCGAAAAAGUCGCAGCCUCCGAAGAAGUCGCAGCACCCGAAGUCCGGAGGUGAUGUGUGUGAUGAGCCUCAUCGAGCAGUGCCAACUCCUCACAAAAAAGCCAGGCUGAAGAAAAAGGCCGCCCCUCACCAUGAAGUGCAAUCGCCCAGUCGAGGAGCCGUCCCCGCUCACCAACGUCGAUCUCAUCCUGGUCAUGGUCAUGGUCAUGCUCUUGCUCCUGCUCGUCCAGGGCGCCCUGCUUUUUCACACCUAUUUCCUAAAUUUCAACCCAAAAACUCAAAACCGAGAAAGUUUAAGGGUGAUGUCCUGCCGACGAAGAAACUACACAGCGGCGUCUUGGAGUCAACAAAUGCGCCAUUGGUCCAUGCAGCUCUGAGCAUAGAAAACCCUCCUGUGCCAAGACUCUGGUAUGGUCUCGAAAGGGCUUUGUUCAAUCCUGGUGUUUACCAUCUACAAGACCCGAGGACACGAGUAUACAAUUUUGAUCCCUACCUGGGAUCUAUUAUGCCUGUGAAGGAGUUCGAUUUUUCCGCCCUCAAUGAAUAUCUCACCUCCUCUCGAGAUGAGACAUUACGCGACUUAGCCCUGCGUCACGAAAAGAGAUACAUAGGAUCCUCCUCCAGCAUGACCUCCGUUCUAUCACAUUUCCACUUCCUACUCUCUGCCUGGCGGCCCCUGAAUACCAGUUAUGUCUCCCAGGGCUUUUAUGAACCGGCCAUGAACGUCACGCGGAUCCUGCGGGCACCUUCCGCGGUCUUCUUACGUUACAAGGAUGGAGUCUAUGCUAUUGAUGCCGACAAGGAAUUCGAUAGCGCCAACAUUCUCAUGAACCUUGGCAGAUCUAUGGAAAAGCUACUCACGAUGCCAACUGAAGAGUUUGAGCGAUACCGAAAAUCCAGUAGCGACAAAGUUACACCCGAAUCUGUAGCUCCUGAGUCUUUCCAUUACAGCACCUGUGGGAACUUCUUGAUGAGGGCACAACUCGACGCCCAUGACCCCCGACUUCCAGGCACCGGCAUGUUUGACCUGAAAACGCGUGCUGUUGUGUCCAUCCGGAUGAACACAAGGAACUACGAUCGUGGAAUUGGAUACCAGAUUAAAGGCCGAUUUGGAAUAUUCGAGUCGUUUGAGCGAGAGUACUUUGAUAUGAUCCGCGCAGCCUUCAUGAAAUACUCCCUACAAGUUCGCGUUGGGCGUAUGGAUGGUAUAUUUGUUGCUUUCCACAACAUCAAACGCAUCUUCGGAUUCCAGUACGUCAGCUUGCCUGAGAUGGAUUUGGCUCUUCAUGGCCAAACGGAUACAAUUCUUGGAGAUACAGAGUUUCAGCUCAGUGUCUCCCUGUGGGACAAGAUACUGGCCAAGGCGACUGAAAAGUUUCCGAAACAAUCAUUACGCUUCCACUUUGAAACUCGCGACACUAAAAUACCACUCAUGUACGUCUUUGCAGAGCCCAUGACGGAGGAACAAAUCAAUGGGAUUCAAAACCGCAAUAAAGAAGAGAUCGAGGCUAUACAGAAGAAGCUAUUGUUCUCAGAGGAAGAAGAGCCUGAUCGCGCUAAAGCUGAAGCUAAAGUUGAAGCUGAAACAGCUUCGUCAGAAACCCUCGGAGACCUCAGUCUUAAAGGUGUAGCUAGUAAUGCUACCGCUCCAGAAGAUCCCGCCAAAAAGGAAAUAUUCGCCAUUGCCAUCACCAUCCGCAACAAGGUAAAUGGUAGAUAUGUCGAACGACCAGUGGCUUUCAGCACAAAGGACAAAUGGGAUCUCGAGUAUACAUUUACCCAGUUUGAUAGUCCCGAGCAGGCGAGACAGAUCUACGCAGCGUGCCAGAGACGCAGGGAGCGUAGUCUGACAUUCGAGGAGGACGACGAGGAUAGCGCGUACCAUGCCAAGCUGUAUAGGCUCAGUGAGGAGGGCAAGGUUUGGCGGCAGAAGGAGGAUAAGAUUGAGCAGGAGACUGGAACGAUUGUUCUACAAUAA
Molecule: messenger RNA, 2436 nt
Organism: Paracoccidioides brasiliensis Pb18
Exons: 4
Coding region: 1-2436 (811 amino acids)
Biological process (GO): mitochondrial RNA 5'-end processing
Cellular component (GO): mitochondrial envelope; mitochondrion
Source: RefSeq, a predicted model, not a curated record